AUGUCUGCCACCACAUAUAGCCUGCCUCCCCUCCCCUACGCCUACGAUGCCUUGGAGCCCAGCAUCUCCAAGCAGAUUAUGGAGCUGCACCACAGCAAGCACCACCAGGCCUACGUGACCAACCUCAACAACGCCCUCGGCUCUUACGCCGCCGCCGUUGCCGCCUCCGACAUUCCCGGCCAGAUUGCUCUUCAGGGCGCCAUCAAGUUCAACGGUGGCGGUCACAUUAACCACUCUCUCUUCUGGGAGAACCUUGCCCCUGCUGGCACCCCCGAGGCCAACACCACCGCUGCUCCUACUCUCAUUGCUGAGAUCACCAAGACCUGGGGCAGCUUCGGCGACUUCCAGGCCGCGUUCGGUAAGGCCCUUCUCGGUCUUCAAGGCAGUGGCUGGGGCUGGUUGAUCAAGGACACCCACGGCCUUCGCAUUGUCACCACCAAGGACCAGGACCCUGUUGUCAGCGGCGAGGUCCCAAUCUUCGGUGUCGACAUGUGGGAGCACGCCUACUACCUUCAGUACCUCAACGGCAAGGCUGCCUACAUUGAGAACAUCUGGAAGGUCAUCAACUGGAAGACUACCGAGCGCCGCUUUGCCAAUGGCCGCGACGACACCUUCAAGGUCCUCAAGGCCUCCAUCUAA
[Torrubiella] hemipterigena is the source of this 639-nucleotide messenger RNA. The record is from the annotation of a GenBank genome assembly. Lineage: Eukaryota; Fungi; Ascomycota; Sordariomycetes; Hypocreales; Clavicipitaceae.